CGCCGUGAGUAGCGAGCGAUCUGUGUGCUUAGUGCGAGUUUUUUAACGUUCUCGAUAGCGUAAAAGUUACUCAACUUUGUAUGCAGUUGUAACAGCGUUCCUAGCGGCCAACGCAGGUAAACGUUCCAACUCCAUACAAAGUUGAGUUAACUUUUACGCUAUCGAGAACGUUAAAAAACUCGCACUAAGCACACUGUAUCAGCUAGGCGAUGUGUGUUUUAAAUUUGACCGGCAGACAGACGUGUACAGUCGAGUUCAGUGCAUUAGCGCGUUACACGUUGAGAAGGCGCGCGGCCUGAAUUAAUUAUUUAUUUAUUUAUUUAUUAUUUAACGAAUUGUUUGAGUGUUUAAAAGAAAGAAGUUUGCGUGCUUCGAACGAGUUGUGGUUUUGUUUGGUUGUUAAAUGAAAGGUGUUUCACCUUCGCAACAUCCGCUGGGAGAGUCCAAGGUUCCUGUCCAAAUCGUUCCUGGCCUUCGUUACCUUCAACCUCAUCAACUACUCGUUGUUGGCAGCCGAGGUCCUUACAACGAACAUCGCUGAUACUUCUGCCGAGAAGAGGACCUUCUACCAGCACAUAUUCAAUGGUUGUUACGCCGUUCUACUCUUCAUCGUUGUCGUGUUCUUCCUCAUCUACGGUGUAGAAGUAUUCUUUAAGCUCCGCGGUGAGUUCCUGAAGGAGACCAAAGUAUGCACCAUAAUAUCUCCGCGUCCCGGAACUUCAGCGGACGGAGAUGAAGCCCAGGAUACGCUUGUCACUAAACAGGGAAUUCAAACGGAUUUGCUGGAUGGAGACGGAACGGUGGACCCUCGGUCCGUGGACCUGUCGCAGCUGCACCAGUCGCGCGUGGGCCUGAUCAGCCUCGCGCUGAUGCUCAUACUGAUCGUCUGCUUCCUGGCUUCUGAAACCCUAAGCGAAUUCUGGAAGACUAAGGUGCCGGUGGUGUCCCGCAACUGGCACGACCUGGUGUUCCGGCUCGCCGAGAUCGGGGUCGCAGUAUGGUUCCCGUGCGCGCUGUGGAACUCGAUGGCGCCCGAGCGGCUCUGGCUCCUGAACCCGCGCCGGCUGCUCGCCAGGCAGCUGGACGACGCCAAGCUCGCCGACCUGCUCGCGCAGCACCACCACGAUGCCAAGACGUUGGCCGACCUCAGCCAACUGGGCUGGCGCCAGAAAGCAUGGUACUUUCUCGAGUUGGCCAAAUAUUGGAUCGUUUGGAGGUUCGCUCUUACUGUCUUUUUCAAACCUCUUCCUUUGCCUGUAAACGGGAAAGAGACACAAAACUCGGACGCUGCUAAUGCGGUUGGCUCGAACACAAAUUCGAACGUGGAGAGGAACUCGCUCGUGGACAGCGUCGGCUCGAGCCGGGACUGCUGGAUCUGCUACGACAGCUCCCGGGCGGAGCCCCUCAUCAGGCCGUGUCGCUGCACCGGCGACGUGUCCGCCGUGCAUCAUGACUGCCUGAGCAGGUGGCUCGUCGAGUGUUCAGUUAGUAAAUCUGUGACGUGGUCUCCCCAGAGUGCCGCCUCGCCUGACGGCUUGAAGUGCAAAGUCUGCAACACUCCCUACAUCGUCCAGGAGACCAAUCGUGUGGAGUGGGAGCGCGGGUUCACGUGGUCGCACUGGGCGGGCACCGCGGCCGCCGUCACCGCGCUCACCGGCGCCGCGGCGGGCGCCUGGGCCCUCGCGCAGCUCUACCCCUCCUCCCUCGUGCGCGUGCUCGCCGCCGGCGCCGCGCUGCUCGUCUGCUACGUCGCGCUCAGAUUCCUGGGCACGAACACGGUGUCGGCGUACCACCGGGCCCGCGUCUACGGCCUGAAGAUCCUGACGGAGCCCUUCGCCGACGUCCAGGACUCGGAGCAGGGUCAGCUGUCGACCAUCAGCAGGACGGUGACCGUCGAGAUCGCACCGAAAGACGUCCUCGACCAAGCGCUCAAGGGCGAAGCGAAAUAGCACGAGAAAAUAACGAACUGCGAUUUUUAAAUAGCGCGCUACAUAACGUUGUCCGUCGCAAAUAACGUAGCAGCUAAGUUUUGACAGUGAAAUGAAACAGUGGUGAUGUGACGUGAAAAAAAAACGAAAAAAAAAAACGGAGGUAGUGUGUGGAAGUUAACUUAUGAAACUUUUAAUGGACGCCGCAGAGAAUGCGAUGAAAAUAAAUAUUAAAAAUAUUAUAUAAAGAAAUUUCGUUCCAGUACAAACGUGAUGAAUAUGAGGAAGCAUAUUGUAAGUUCAGUGCAUAUCGUUACAUAGUGCAUACUGUAAGCAGUGACAAUGAUUGUGGGUUUAAAAAAAAAAACAAAAAAAAAAUCGAACAAUAAGUGAUGUUAUAAUAAAUUAAGCAUGCUAUUUAGCAGCUAGAGGGUACACUGCAUAUGAGUCGUCUAUUAUCAAAGGUGGCAAUCUGUGCAUUUGGACAAAAAAAUGUUAUUGAUAUGUCAAUACAGAUUGAUUUGAAUAUAAUCGUCUCCUUCAAAGAAUACGGUUCAAAACCUGCGUUAAAUAAAGGUUAAUACUUAACCUGUUAUUUAUCUAAGAUGUCGUUCAGAAGAGUUUUGUGACUGCCAAUGGAAUACAAAGUCAAUAAUUCGUUUUUCUGAUUUACCAAUAAUUUUCCAAAAGUCACAUUGCCGGCUUUGAUAAUAGUCGACUCAUAUAAUAGUUGGAUAGUGCGAUAGGAAUUUGUUACGUAAAUAGAUGGUACCGUUUGAGUAUUGAGCUUUUUUGUUUUUGUUAAUACGUAUUUAGUACAAAGACGGUGACCGUCACGCUUCGAUUGUCAACCAACGGUGAUCGUUUACGUAUUUUAGAAUAAUUAUAUACUAUACAUAAAAAUAUAUUUUUUUUAAAUUAAAUGUUCGAACUGAAACUAAUUAUAAUUAAAAAUUGUUAAAAUUUUUAAUAUUGUAUGUAAUACACCUACCUACCUAUAAAAAUUAUAAAAAAAUGACUUAAAUAUUUUAGUUUUUUUUUUGUUUAAUUUUUUUUUUUUACGUAAUUAGUGUACCUAUUGAUAUAUACAACUGGUUUUUUAAUGAGUUCUUGAUAUUUAUGAGCUUUUGUUAGUGGCAGGUGCGCGGAUAAAAAGCACCGGUUAAUAAAAUACACUGUUGAUAGAAGCGAAGGCUUAAAACAAUUAUUAAAGUAAAUUGUAUGUAAAUUAUUCUGUUUUUUUAUUGCUUAAAUGGGUGGACGUGUUCACAGAUCACCAGGCGUUAAGUGGCUACUGGAGCCCCUAGACAUCUACAGCGUAAAUGCGCCACCCACAUUGAGAUAUAAGUUCUAAGGUCUCAGUAUAGUCACAACGGCUGCCCCACCCUUCAAACCGAAACGCAUUACUGCUUCACGGCAGAAAUAAGCGGGGCGGUGGUACCUACCCGCGCGAACUCACAAGAGGUCCUACCACCAGUAAACACGCACACGAGCGAGGGCGUUCACCCCGUACCAUCAGCUGUAUUUAAAUGUGCCACAUGAAAAAACAAUAGAAAAAUAUCUUAAUACGUAAAUAUGUUGUGAAAUUGCUUUCAAAGCGCAUAUCGACGCUUGAAAGGCAAAAGUGACUAAGCGACCAUAACUGUUUUGUACAUAAAUGAUAGGCAAUAACCAUAUUUGAUGCGCAUAAAAUAUAUAUUUCUAGGUCUAUUAAAAUCAUUUCAAUCCUACAGCUACUAGCUAGAUUCUACUACAGCUAAAUUCGUUAAAAUAAAUUUUGUUUUCAGGUAUUUCAACUUUAAAUUAGUCUACUGUAAAGUUCACGCAUUGUCGCUUAGUCACGUUUGCCUUUCAAGCGUCGAUAUGUAUUAUUAACGUUGUAUACAAAAAAAUCUGUGCCAAAGAACGCUUAUUAUAAAAUCGUCCUGUACUUUGAUUGGAUUUAAAAUAAUUACGUAAUCGUCAAUUGUAAUUAAUAAAUUUCAAUUCUAAAAGUAAUAAUUAAGAUUGAACUAUGUAUUCAUGUAGAAAAGUUUUUAAACGUAUAGUGAACUUAUUGUCUCUCGACUUGUGUAUAUCGAUUUAAUGGAGCUUAAUAAGCUUUUUUAUAUGAGUACUUCAAAUUCAUUAGCGUUCGAUAACAGCGGUAGGCAGCGGCUUUGCUCUGCCCCUGGCAUUGCUGAAGUCCAUGGGCGACGGUAACCACACACCAUCAGGUGGGCCGUAUGCUCGUCUGCCUACAAGGGCAAUAAAAAAAAUACAACGAACAUGGCAACUCCUGCUUUUUUUUUCAGUAUGGCAAUUGGCCACGGUUACGGCGCCAUUGUUGCCAGUGAUGACUUCAAACAAAAUAUUCAAUAAUUUCAAUACGCUGUACCUACGCGAAAGGAGUGGAGUGUAAUGAAGUCGAUUAACGUUUUUUUUCCCAUUGGAAUGAAAUUGGGAGAACCGUUACGCGCUGGGGUUCGGGAUAAAUAAAAUUCUAACAAAGUACAACUAAAAACUGUAUUCAACACUUAAAACACUCACAAAGACUCAAUUCGCUUCUUCCGCUUCGCUUCAGGUGAUCCGUUCGCUGUUUCGCUUCGAGUAGUUCCAAUUACUGACUGACUGAUCUCUAGAACGCUUGUAUAGCCGAUACCUCAUCCCUAGAACUAUCGAGAAUAUUCCGCACAUUACGAGUAUUGUGUUUCCGCUAUCUGACAAUAGAUGGCGUUGUACUUCUCGAGCGUUCUAAGUGCUACUAGAUCCUUCGAUAUUCGUUCGACUAUUCGGCGACAGAUGGCGUUACUCAUACCGGCCUAACAAUACGAUAAGACACGUUCAACUACUUUUUAAAGUUCCAACCAUUGUUCUCUGACUGAUGCUAAACGGUUAGUGAGCCACCAAAUAAAUAAAUAAAUACUAUUUUGUACAGGUGUAGAUGCUUAAAAGGAUAAUUUAUGAUAGGAAAUCAUGUGGCAUAAUGAAAAAUAAAAUAUCAAUAUUAAGAAACAGUCGCUUGCGUAUGGCGACGCGUCGCCACAACGUACAACUAUAUAUAUAUUUUAUAUAUGUAUACAAUAACACGGCAUGCCUCGCCACGCUAGCAAUCUGUUUUAAGUGCGGCCAUAGAUGUGUAGCAUCAACAAAAGAAGUCAAAACAACUUCACUAUGUACCCCAGUUCCCGCCAACGGAUCCACAGAUAAUACAAAUAAGAUUUUGAAAAGAGUUCCAACAUUAGCUAUUCGAAUAUUGAAGUUAGUUUUCGAUAGAUUUUCACCAUCGUCCACGCAUUUAGGCAAUAAAAAAAGAAGAAAAAACUGUAAUAAUAAUAUGGUAAUCUAUUCACUACAUACGUCGCGCCUGAUUUCAGUAUCCUCUUUUGAUAUUUUUAAUAAUAGGUAAUUCAUAAACGAGCAACGCCUGUCACUGUGCUUGUCUCGCUAUGUUUACGGAUAAAAUUUACAUAAUUUAGUUUCAUUGUAAAACUUAUGCUCAUUAAAAUACUUGAUCACUAUAUUGUUUAAAAUACGAUAGAUACGCUGAUUUUGGGCGCGAUCUAAUACGUUGAUACGAACAGAUCCGCACCCCUCUUGAAUCCACAUUUCACUACGUCCUCCAUAUCGCCACAGACGGGUGUGCUUAGUGCGAGUUUUUUAACGUUCUCGAUAGCGUAAAAGUUAACUCAAAUUUGUAUGAAGUCGGAACAGCGCCUCUAGCGGCAAACUUAGGCAAACGCUACGUUACCUGCCUUAACUUUUACGCUACCGAGAGCGUUAUAAAACUCGCAUUAAGCACUCAGGUCUAUGCAUGUCUCCAGCGACCUUGACGUAAAAGGAUAUCCUAGGUAGGGGCUUAAUCUGGAACUGGUCCAAAUUAAAUAAUUUUUAAUUAAUUAUUCUCUAUUGCACACACGUUUUAAAUAUAUUAUGUAACGUUCCAAUUCCAUACAAAUUUGAGUUACUUUUACGCUAUCGAGAACUUUAAAAAACUCGCACUAAGCACAGAGAAAAGACAGAGAAAAAUCGUGCCAGAGAAAGUGACGCAGAAGGGUCGUCACGACCCCCAGAAUUGAGGAAUACGACGCGAAAAAUAAUAAUAAACACACGAUGUACAUACAAACUGUUGAGUAGAGUAAAUUAAGUCACUUGCCCUUUUAACAAUUGAAUAUGCAAUUUCGAAAAGGGCACAUGUCGCAUAUUUUGUCAAAUACGUUUUUUCAUAUACAUGUAGUUUUGAGUCUUACCUACAUCCAUUUUAUAAUAAUUCCAGUAAUUUUCAAUUGCUAAUUAACACUAAAAUUAAUCUCAAAAGUUAAUAUUUUAAAUUUUACACUGCUUUAGAAAAUAAUCAGUGUUUUUUUUCAUUUCCUGAACAUUUUACAUUUUCAGAGAUGUGCCCUUUUCGAAAUUGCAUAUUCAAUUGAAAUCGUCCUCUUACCCACACGAGCCAAACGAUCUCUCUUUUACUGCGAAGAUAUUUCUGAGAGGAAACUCUGUAAUACACAUUAACGUUCAGUAUGUUUUUUUUUUUUUAGGACUUUGGGCUUACUGGUGGCCCGAGGGUCUUGCCAUGGAGGCCUUUUCAAUUUUGUACGUGUCUGGUUCUCUUAUUUCGAAUUUUUUUUAAGGGAUUUUAUGACCUGGUAACUGAGACCUUUAAGUCAUGUCUUAUUUUAAUGUAUAUUCAUAUUUUUAUGAAAAAUGAUAUUAUGGAGUGAAAUGAAAUGAAGAUGAUUAAUUUGAGACAUUAAUCAACUGGGAUGAAAUUAAAUGAAAUGAGAUGAAAUCUCAGUAAAAUGGUGGUCAUUUACUAAGAUUUUUUCAGUGGACUUUUUGGAGGAUCUCGAGAAGUUACGUCCAGCGGCUUUGUUUUAUUUUCCCACAUUUGUGCACUUUCACAGAUAUUAAACGGUUCAUAAACCACCAUUAUUACACAUUUAAACCCGAAGAAACACUAAAUAGACAAAAUAAAACAAAUCACACAACUUCACUCCUCGCGUUCCCGCCAAAACGUCCCUCUUAUUUCGAAUACGUAGCCACGACCACAGAUAAUAAUACACUUAAUAUUUAAGUCGAUGACUGUGCGUGUAAUAAAUCAGUAAAGUAACAUUUCAAAUUUAAUCACGUAUUUUUCUUAGUUUGUAUUAUUAAUUAUAGAUUCCAAUAAAAGUAUUUUUAUAAAUAUAAAUCGCCAAAUUUAGCUCUAGAGUAGAACUAUUAGAUAUUAAGUAAGAUCUAUAAGUAUUUUUUUAAAUUCAUUACUUAUCAUUAGCUGCUUAGUAAGUAAUUUUUGUUUCUCAUCGCCAUACCUGAUUGGUUCUAUAGCGAAAUAAAUACUUAGAACUGUU
This is a messenger RNA of Bombyx mori (domestic silkworm), 7261 nucleotides long. Its product is annotated as E3 ubiquitin-protein ligase MARCHF4-like. The transcript has 11 exons. The coding region runs from base 870 to 1949 and encodes 359 amino acids. The record is from RefSeq and is a predicted model, not a curated record. Gene Ontology annotation, molecular function: zinc ion binding. NCBI's taxonomy places the organism in Eukaryota, Metazoa, Arthropoda, Insecta, Lepidoptera, Bombycidae.